Physella acuta is the source of this 1200-nucleotide messenger RNA. RefSeq names its product carbohydrate sulfotransferase 15. The record is from RefSeq and is a predicted model, not a curated record. Gene Ontology annotation, biological process: hexose biosynthetic process. Gene Ontology annotation, molecular function: N-acetylgalactosamine 4-sulfate 6-O-sulfotransferase activity. Lineage: Eukaryota; Metazoa; Mollusca; Gastropoda; Physidae.
UUAAAUUGUCUGUCGUCAUUUUUAAAAACACGAAAAUUGCAGAUAUUAAUCCUCCUAAUCUCUGCAACGGUCUUAGUCCUGGUCCGCCCACAACUGUCCUGGUCAAGCGUCUCUAGGAUGACCAUCCAGCGAAGCACUAACUGCGAAUCUUUAGAGCCGUCAUGUUUGGAUCCUCUAGCAACAAAAUUCAACAGAGUGGAGGACAUUUUUUGUAUUAAAUUACCCAAGUUCGUUCCGGGACUCAAAAAUCCAUGUUUUUACGAAUAUGUUGAAACGAAUAAAAAGAAGCUACGCUGUCUGCCAUACUUUUAUAUCAUCGGAAUGGACAAAAGUGGUACAACGGACCUCCAUGGUAGGAUGCUCAAACAUCCGCUUAUCUUAAGCAACACUGGAUUUUUGCAAAAGGAGACAACCUUUUGGUCUUGGUCAAGAUACGCUAUAUGGAAUAAAAAUAAAACUGGCAAGGAAAAGAUUACAUUGGACAUGUACAUGGACAUGUUUUCGCAAACUGCUGAACAAAUUGAAAACGAAAACAAGGAAAUUAUUACAGGUGACGCUACUCCGAUGGAUCUCUGGGACUUCCGGGGCUGGCCCAUGAUCCCCCAGAAUGAAGGGCUAAAUGAACCACACAUCCUGACGCCCCACUUUUUCAAGUACAUUUACAAAGGGGCGCCCAAAUUAAUCAUACAGUUCAGGGAACCGAUUGAAAGACUCUACUCCGACUACGUAUUCCUGGAAUAUGGCAAGAACCCUCUAGAAUUCCACAACCACACUCUCCAAGCCAUAGACAUGAUGAACGCCUGUCUCAAGAACCACUCAACCAGGUUCUGCUACUUUGAUUUUGACUUGUACCAGAAGCUACCGGUCAGAAUCCAUCUUGGGUGCUACUCGGUGUUUCUCAAAGAAUGGUUCCGGGUUUUCCCGAGAAGCGCAUUUCACGUGACGCGCACAACUGAAUACAAAAACGACAUGGAGGGGACCCUGAAGGGUGUGUUCGACUUCCUGGACAUACCUCCCCUCACAAGUUCAGAAAUUGAAGACAUCGUGAAUAUGGCUAGGCGUCGGGUGACGGUUGAAAAGAAGGGCGUGGCACUUCCGGAAACAGUGAAAGUCUUGCGGGAGUUCUACGCUGAUUGUAACAAGGAAACGGCUGAACUGCUGGGAGAUGACCGUUUUUUAUGGAAGGACCACUACUCUUGA